Messenger RNA from Heterocephalus glaber (naked mole-rat), 570 nucleotides. NCBI's taxonomy places the organism in Eukaryota, Metazoa, Chordata, Mammalia, Rodentia, Bathyergidae. The record is from RefSeq and is a predicted model, not a curated record.
AGGGAGCGCGCGCGCGGCUAGGGCGCGAGCCGGCCUGGGAGCUGCCAAGCCGAGCGCAGUGAGCGCGUCUCUGGGCGGCGGCGAGGACUGGGGCGGCGCGAUGGCUCCGGCCGUGGACCGGGAGGGCUACUGGGGUCCCACAACCUCUACGUUAGACUGGUGCGAAGAGAACUAUGCCGUGACCUGGUACAUCGCUGAGUUCUGGAAUACAGUCAGUAAUCUAAUUAUGAUCAUACCUCCAAUUUUUGGUGCAAUUCAGAGUGUUAGAGAUGGACUGGAAAAGCGGUAUGUUGCAGCUUACUUAGCACUCACAGUGGUAGGAAUGGGAUCCUGGUGCUUCCACAUGACUCUGAAAUAUGAAAUGCAGCUAUUGGAUGAACUCCCAAUGAUUUACAGCUGUUGCAUUUUUGUGUACUGCAUGUUUGAAUGCUUCAAGACAAAGAACUCAGUAAACUACCAUCUGCUUUUUACCUUAGUUCUAUUCAGUUUAAUAGUAACCACAGUUUAUCUUAAGGUAAAAGAGCCUGUGUUCCAUCAGGUAAUUUUUUUUAAAUUACCAUCCAUUUAUUU